AGGCGGAGGCGGCGGCCGCUGCUCCCUCACUGGUCUGCUGGACUCCGAGCGGCGCGCACUGCCCCAUCCACUGCUACCACUGUCGCUGCUACCCGCUGUGAGCGCACGGCCAUGAACAGAGGACGCAGGACGCGGCUGGGGCUGCCGACGGUGGCUCUGCUGGCGCUGGCGGUGGCCGCGGGGGCGGUGGGGGCGGCGGCGCUGCCCACCUCCCUGCUCGAGGACGCCUCGGCGGCGGCGGCGGCUCACCAGCAGACCGACAAAGGAGGCGAGGCUCCAGCUGAUGUCGGGUCAGCCUCCACGGCAGCACCGGGGGCGGCACCGGAGGCGGCAGGGUCCGGGGGCCGCGCCUCCGUGUCUGGGGACGGCAAGACGGUGGCGCAGUACGAGAAGGGCUACCUGUACGGAGCGGGCAAGGCGGCGCCCGACAAGCACGUGGAGAACGCGCUGCUCAAGUCCGAGCUCUACGGGGACCCCAGCGCGGUGAACCAGUACCGCUACUACGGCGGCGCCAACGAGCGGCGACCCGACGGCGCGGAGGGCGCCUUCGCACCACCCAGCAAGCGCAGCAGCAGCUUCCGACCAAUGGUGCCGCACGCGCUGGAGCUGAGCGGCGUGGGUCCGCGCCUCAAGAGGGACCUGGCCGUCGACCCCGAGGACGUGCUGGCGCUGCUGCAGCUGUGGCAAGCCGAGCGGCACGGCGCCCCCAGGGUACCAUCUAAGUGGUCGCGUUAUGGCAGCAUCGAGGGCGAAGAAUAUCCGCAGGCUGUAGGCAAUGAAAAUGAAGAAAUGGAAGAGGAUGAUUCCAACAACGGUGAGUGGCUGGAAGGUCCCGUCUACUCAUCGGCGCUGGGGCCGCACUACGCCGUGGACAGACGCGCUCUCUACGUCCCGGAUUACUCGUACCAAGUGCUCAACCCGUUCACCGCUUACCAAGUACAGCCGGACAAGCGCGACAGUCGCUGGAAUGGCUAUUCCAAGGGCAAGCGCUUCAUGGUCUCCAGGAAGAGGGAUGUUACUCAGCCGGCCCGUGGGGACAUCCACUACCUGGCGCAGCUGCUGGGCCCGUCCCACCGUGACCAGCAGAUCCCUCUUUUCCACCGGGUGGCAGUCUAAACCCAGAAUCAGAUACUAAGAAGAACCUCAUAACUCACCUAAGGACCUAUGGACCAUGCUGAAUGUUAGAAGCAACUCUGACUAAUAUGACCUCAGAAUUAUUUAUAACUCUUUAAUGUUAAAAAUUAAGAUUAAUCUACUACUGAAACUACCCUUGAUGAAUAUGUAGCAUAAAACAUGUACCUAUAACUAAAUAAUAAAGUCCUUAAAUUUA
This is a messenger RNA of Schistocerca cancellata (South American locust), 1330 nucleotides long. RefSeq names its product prohormone-2-like. NCBI's taxonomy places the organism in Eukaryota, Metazoa, Arthropoda, Insecta, Orthoptera, Acrididae. The record is from RefSeq and is a predicted model, not a curated record. The coding region runs from base 112 to 1116 and encodes 334 amino acids. The transcript is spliced from 9 exons.